Molecule: messenger RNA, 2044 nt
Organism: Clupea harengus (Atlantic herring)
Lineage: Eukaryota; Metazoa; Chordata; Actinopteri; Clupeiformes; Clupeidae
Product: zinc finger protein 501-like
Exons: 4
Coding region: 46-1512 (488 amino acids)
Biological process (GO): regulation of transcription by RNA polymerase II
Cellular component (GO): nucleus
Molecular function (GO): RNA polymerase II transcription regulatory region sequence-specific DNA binding; DNA-binding transcription factor activity, RNA polymerase II-specific
Source: RefSeq, a predicted model, not a curated record
CAUUGUGAGGGCGCCCCCCCCCAAUAUAAUGAAGUGAAGUCCAACAUGUCAGGAUCUACUGAACCAUCACAGCUGCUAAUACCAGUGAAGGAGGAGAUAAAAGAAGAAGAAUUUGAUGAUUUCCUACAAGAGUAUCUGUCUGCGAUUCAGAAAGUGGAAGAAAAGCCUGGACUGGAACAUGACUGUAAGACUGAAAAAUCACCAUCCUUGACCUGCAAAGAAGAAAAUGAUCCAGCAAUGGAAAUCAAAGAGGAAGAAGAAUUGGAUUUAAGAGAAUAUGGUCAUGAUGACUCCUCUCCUGCAAGAGACGUUCAAAUGAUCCAUUCUAGCAAAAGGAGUACAGGGGAAAGAAGAACGAAAGUCAUCAUACGUCAGCAAUCGAACACAGGGAAGAAAAAACAUGAAUGCUCCCAGUGUUUCAAAACCUUUGCUGCGCCUUCCUCUCUUGCAAUUCAUAAACGAACGCACACAGGAGAAAAGCCCCAUCAAUGUUUUCAAUGUGGGAAAGCCUUUAGUCAAAUGCCUCAUCUUAAAAUACACCAGAUGAUCCACACUGGUGAAAAGCCAUAUCAUUGUCCUCAGUGUGGAAAGACCUUUAGUCGAAUGGGUGAUCUCAAGCAACACCUGAGGAUUCACACUGGAGAAAAGCCAUUUCAGUGUUCUGCAUGUGGGAAGAGUUUCAAAAGUAACAGUGAACUUAAACAACACCAGAUUACACAUACUGGAGAAAAGCCACAUCAUUGUUCUCAGUGUGGAAUGGCCUAUAGUCAAAUGGGUCUUCUCAAGAGACACCAGAGGAUUCACACUGGAGAAAAGCCAUAUCAGUGUUCUCAGUGUGGAAAGGCCUUUAGUCAAAUGGCUCAUCUCAAGAGCCACCAGAAGAUUCACACUAGAGAAAAGCCAUAUCAUUGUCCUCAGUGUGGAAAGACCUUUAUUCGAACGAGUGAACUCAAGACACACCUGAGUAUCCACAAUGGUGAAAAGCCAUAUCAUUGUUCUCAGUGUGGAAAGGCCUUUAGUCGAAUGGGCACGCUCAAGAGGCACCAGAUUACACAUACUGGGGAAAAGCCAUAUCAUUGUCUUACAUGUUGGAAGGGUUUCAAAAGGAACAGUGAACUUAAACAACACCAGAUUACACAUACUGGGGAAAAGCCAUAUCAUUGUCUUACAUGUUGGAAGGGUUUCAAAAGGAACGGUGAACUUAAACAACACCAGAUUACACAUACUGGGGAAAAGCCAUAUCAUUGUCUUACAUGUUGGAAGGGUUUCAAAAGGAACAGUGAACUUAAACGACACCAGAUUACACAUACUGGGGAAAAGCCAUAUCAGUGUACUACAUGUGGGAAGGGUUUCAGGAGAAGCAGUGCACUUACCAUCCACCAGAUGACACAUACUGGAGAAAAGCUACAUACAUGCUCUCAUUGUGGAAAGACCUUUAGUCAAAAGGGUGGUCUCAAGAAACACCAGAAGAUUCAUACUGGAAAAAAAGCCACAUUAGUGUUCUCAGUUUGAAAAGACUUUUAUUCUGAUAUGUCAUCUCAAGACACACCAGAUGAUCCAUACAGGGGCAAAGCCUCAGCAUUGUAGGAUAGUUCAAGGAUUUAUUUUGCGAAACAGAACCGAAGUCUGAAAUGUCAGGAUCUACUGACAUCACAGCUGCUGAUGUCAGUAAAGAAGGAAAUACAAGAAGAAGAAUUUGAUGAUUUCCUGCAAGAGUAUCUGUUUGCAAUUCAGAAAGUGGAAGAAAAGCUUGGACUGAAACAUGACUGUAAGACUGAGACAGAAAGAUCACCAACCUUGGCCUGCAAAGAAGAAAAGUAAUAAUGCACCCAUGAUUACACAAUAUGUGGAUUCUAAAAAGAACACAUGGCUGAGUGGAGGUCUAACCUUGAAUCAUUUAUGAUCAGGCUACUGAUGGGGACGUAUGAAAUGUAGACACCCAUUAAUGCAUGUGAGGUCUGUGUUACUCUUUAAUGUCUGCUAGUAAGUCUGUGCCUGUGUUUGAAGUGGGAUUUCAGCCAAAAAUAAAGCUUUUAAUUAAGUG